This is a messenger RNA of Symbiodinium necroappetens, 3234 nucleotides long. Lineage: Eukaryota; Dinophyceae; Suessiales; Symbiodiniaceae. The record is from the annotation of a GenBank genome assembly.
AUGGGCUGCGGGACGAGCGCGCCCAUCGAGCCGGAGCCACCGGAAGAGGUGGUCUCCGCCACCGCUUCCCGCAACGCAGACAAGAAGGCGGCGCAGCUUGAGAACAAGGAAUACCAUGCGCGAAUGAAGUUCCUUUCGGAAGUCCCGCUCAUGAAGCGCUUGCCCAAAGAUGAGCACCCCAUUGUGGCAGAAGCUUGCGAGGUUUGCAUCUUCGAGCCUGGCCACAAGAUCAUCCAGCAGGGUGACAACGGCGAUGCCUUCUAUGUGGUUCGGACGGGGGAAGCCAGUGUCCACUUGGAAAACGAGGAUGGCAAGAAGCAGGUGGCGACUCUCAAGGGUGGAGAUUAUUUCGGAGAGAAUGCCCUUCUUCGGGAUGAGCCACGACUUGCCACCAUCAUCGCGGAAAGCAAGCUCGUGGCUUUGCGAAUUACCCGAGAGAAGUUCGAGGAGCUGGGCCUGAACAACAAGCUGAUGUUUGCGAACCGGAAAGCUGUUGCGGGUGGCCUGCAGAUGCAAGCGAAGGCCAAGCCUCCGACCGAAAAGACGGAGGAGGAUGUCGUCCUCAUCACCCGUGCUCUACAAGAGAAUGAGAACCUCGCCACGAUGACAGCCCUAGAUGAUGCGAGGCUCAAGUCCUUCAUUGAUGUGAUGUGGAAAGAGGAGGUGAAGGAAGACGAACAGAUCAUCACAGAAGGUGACCUGAAAGCCGAUUUCUUCUACAUCGUGGCUUCCGGGGAGUUCGACGUGAAGAUCGCGGAAACCGACGACGAGGGCAAUCCGAAGGCUGUGAUGGAGAGCAGCGCGUCCAAGAGCGUGACUCACGUCACGGCAGGUGGCAGCUUCGGAGAGCUGGCUUUGAUGUACUUCGUCCCAAGGGCGGCCACCGUGGUGGCCACCACGGACUCUGAGGUUUGGGUCAUCGAUCGGGCCAACUUCAAGAACAUCUUGAUGAAGGCCUCCGACUCCAGGAUCAAGGAGUACGUGAAGUACUUGGAUCAGGUCUCGGUCUUGGACAGUUUAUUGGCCGAAGAGAAGAAGCAGGUCGCCAACGCACUCGUGGAGAUGCAUUUCGAAAGAAACGAUGUCAUCAUUCAGCAAGGCGAGCCUGGCAACAUGUUCUACAUCAUGUAUGAAGGAGAGGUGGAGAUUGUCAAGGACGGGGACGCAGUGGCAACGCUGGAAGCCAGGAUAAAAAGCGGAACUGCGCAGUUCUUUGGAGAGAAGGCUCUCCUGGAGAACGAAAACCGCACUGCGACGGUGGCCGUGAAGAGCUCUUCAGCCAAGUGCCUCGUCUUGGACCGCGAGUCCUUCGAUCUCCUCUUGGGCCCUCUGAAGGACAUCAUCGAUGCCGUCCGCGAGGGUCGGGAGCGGCCGCAGCACACCGCGGCGAACCCGGCGGAGAACGGGUCCCUGGCCCAGAAUCGACAGCGGAUCCGACGGAGCGAGCUGAAGCGCAUCGGCUUGCUGGGCUGCGGCGGCUUCGGGGCCGUGGAGCUCUGGGAGCACGCCAAGACAGGCGACUCCUAUGCUCUCAAAGCCAUCAGCAAGGGCUACAUUGUCAAGACUGGUAUGCAAGAGAGCAUCAUGAACGAGAAGAACAUCCUAGCAAUGACCAACUCCUCCUUUAUUACGAAACUCUACGAAACCUUCAAUGGGACGCAAACGCUUUACUUCCUCCUGGAGCCAUGCCUGGGUGGUGAGCUGUAUGCCACCUACAUCCGGAAGGGCCUCUAUGGCUCCGACAAGCACUGCAAGUUUUACACGGGCUCGGUUGUUUUUGCCUUUGAGCACAUGCACCAACGCCGCAUCAUCUACAGAGACUUGAAGCCGGAGAACCUCCUCCUCGCAGAGGACGGCUUCAUGAAGCUGACAGACAUGGGCCUGGCCAAGUUUGUCGUGGGUAAAACCUACACGACGUGUGGGACUCCCGACUACUUCGCUCCUGAGCUUAUUGCAUCCACGGGGCACACCAACGCUGUGGAUUGGUGGACCCUUGGCAUCCUGAUCUUCGAGCUCAUGUCAGGUCAUCCGCCUUUUGAGUCGGCCUAUCCCAUGCAGAUCUAUGCAAAGGUCACCAAAGGGAUCGGCAAGGUCGCUUUUCCGAGCGUGAUGAAGGGACACUGUAAGAAUCUUGUGGAAAAUCUCCUGAAGAACGACCCCUCGGAUCGACUGGCCAUGCGAAAACAUGGAGUGGCCAACGUGAAGUCGCACCCUUGGUUCGAAGACAUGGACUGGGAUCGCUUGGAGAGGAUGGAGUGCCAGGUGCCGUACAAGCCGGCCGUCCGAAGCCGGAAGGACCUCUCCAACUUCGUGGCCAAGAAGGAGGUAUAUCGAUCCAGGAACCGGAUGGGACAAGGAUUUCGCGACCUCAUACUGAGUUCCUCGAGGAUGGCCUGCGAAUCGCGAGAUCCUCUUCUUUUUCGUGCAUGUAGUAAUUGUAGUAUGCCGGAGCUGCAAGACUUCCUGCGAAUCGUUCUGCAGCAAAUUCGCAAAGACCGCGCCUUCGCCGAAGGCAGCGCUUACAACCUCGAUGGCCCUCCGGGGCAGAUCCGAAAGAGUCGCUGGAAGGCGACCACGCGGAGCGGCUGCACCUGGGGGCGGCGCCUGAAGAACUUGCAUCCCGAGGAGCGCGCCUACAUCACCCAGACCAGCGGAGCACGCAUGAGCCGGGGCCUCCUUUUGGUGGAAUAUGCCUUUCCUGUCUCUCACCCGCGUGGGGGCGCGCGCAGCGCGCUGGCUACGGCGAGUGGAUGCGCUAUCGACCAGGUGAAUGAGGCCACCGCGGCCCCUUCCUCACGCAUUUGCCCGUUCUCUUGCUUAAAGCAAGAAGCGGUGCCCUCGCCCUUAUUGAAGGCAGGUCAGCAGCGUGCUCCUGAGUGUGUGUGGGUCACGCAAACCUACGCAGAGGGCCCUGGCUUCAGCGACUCCGCGACGGUUCCAUAUCACCUUGAGCAGGAGGAGGGAGACAUUGCAGAGAACAUUCCGUCCCACUGCUCUGGCAGCAGCGCUGCCACCCCGGAUACAGACAUCGGGGAAGAAGGCGACUCUGCAGCUCAGGCGUGGCCUGACACGGACGACGAGAUGCUCGGAGGUUCGGAGACAUCCUUGAAAUCGGUCCCAACAGUGGCACCGGCGCUGGUGGAUAUGUACGUCCCCCAAGUUGAGGAGAUGGUGCCUUGUCAGGAGGCAAUGGCAGUGUGGACCUGGGAUAUGCCCAACUUGCCAGAAGAGAAG